AUGGUGUAUCUAGGUCCUAAGAAACCACCUUUAAGAAAGGGCUCCAUGGCCGACGUGCCCGCGUCCGUGCUCGACCAGAUCCAGAAGUUCGAGGAGAUGUUCACGGUGCCCGCCUCCAAGCUUCAGGAGGUCACGGAGCACUUUGUGGGCGAGCUCAACAAGGGUCUCUCCAAGAAGGGUGGUAACAUUCCCAUGAUCCCCGGCUGGGUCCUGGAGUACCCCACGGGCUCCGAAAAGGGCGACUACCUCGCCAUUGACCUUGGUGGAACCAAUCUGCGUGUCGUGCUCGUCAAGCUCGGCGGAAACCGCGACUUCGACACCACCCAGUCCAAGUACAAGCUGCCCGACCACAUGCGCACCGGCUCCGCCGAUGCGCUGUUCUCGUUCAUCGCCGACAGCUUGAAGACUUUUGUCGACGAGGAGUUUCCUCAAGGUGUCACCCAGGCCUUGCCUCUAGGCUUCACCUUCUCGUACCCAGCCUCCCAGGACCGUAUCAACGAAGGUUUCUUGCAGAGAUGGACCAAGGGUUUCGACAUCGACGGUGUCGAAGGUAAGGACGUGGUCCCCAUGUUGCAAGCCCAGCUUCAGAAGCGCAACAUCCCUAUCGAUGUCGUCGCGCUUAUCAACGACACCACCGGUACUCUAGUCGCCUCCAUGUACACCGAUCCAGAAACCAGAAUGGGCUGUAUCUUCGGUACCGGUGUCAACGGUGCCUACUACGACGUUUGCAGCGGUGUUGAAAAGCUACAAGGUAGAUUGCCUGCGGACAUCACCCCAGACACCCCAAUGGCCAUUAACUGUGAAUACGGCUCUUUCGACAACGAGCUAAUCACUCUCCCAAGAACCAAAUACGACAUUCUCGUUGACAAGCAGUCCCCAAGACCAGGUCAACAAAGUUUUGAAAAAAUGACCUCUGGUUACUACUUGGGUGAACUAUUGCGUUUGGCACUAGUUGACUUGAGCCAACAAGGCGUCAUCUUCAAGGACCAAGACAUGACCAAGCUCGAAAAGCCUUACGUCAUGGACACUUCCUACCCUGCCAGAAUCGAGGAAGACCCCUUCGAGAACUUGGAAGACACCUACGACAUUUUCAAGAACGAGCUAGGUGUUGAAACCACCGGCUCCGAGCGUAAGUUGAUCAGACGUCUGUGUGAACUUAUCGGUAUCAGAGCCUCCAGAAUGUCUGUUUGCGGUAUCGCUGCCGUGUGCAAAAAGAGAGGUUACAAGACUGCCCACAUUGCUGCCGACGGUUCCGUCUUCAACAAGUACCCAGGUUUCAAAGAAAGAGCUGCUGGUGGUUUGAGAGAUAUCUUCGGUUGGGAAGCAAAGAAGAACAUCGAAGAUUACCCAAUCAUCAUUGUCGCUGCCGAAGAUGGUUCCGGUGCUGGUGCCGCUAUCAUCGCUGCCUUGACUCAAAAGAGACUAGCUGCUGGUAAGUCUGUCGGUGUUGUUAACUAG
Lachancea nothofagi CBS 11611 is the source of this 1458-nucleotide messenger RNA. Lineage: Eukaryota; Fungi; Ascomycota; Saccharomycetes; Saccharomycetales; Saccharomycetaceae. The record is from the annotation of a GenBank genome assembly.